GUCAGUGUUAUCCUUUCAUUCCCUUCAGUCGCUUGUCAGGUUUUCAAUUCCCAAAAAUCAACUAUUUGAUUACCUAAUAAUUUUUGGAUUGAAAGUGUUCACUUUAAUAGAUUUAAAUUAGUCGAAAUGGCGGUCAGCUUUGUCCAAAAACGCUUCAUGGCCAGCGCAUUGCAAAGGUGGGCCUACAAUCUCUCUGGAUUCAACAAAUACGGCCUUUGGAGAGAUGACAUUCUUUAUGAAGACGACGACGUGAAGGAGGCCAUCAGAAGGCUCCCAGCAAAUAUCGUGGACGAGAGGAACUAUCGUAUCCUCAGGGCAGUACAAUUGUCGGGCAACAAAGAUAUCCUUCCCAAAGAUCAGUGGACAAAACUUGAAGAUGAUAAGUUGUAUCUCACCCCCAUUGUGAAAGAAGUUAUUAAGGAAAGGGAGGAAAGGCAAGAAUGGAACAAGAAUUAUUGAAUAUAUAAUAUGUCAGUAGUGUGAAUGUAAAGAACUAAGUUAUUUGGGUCAAUAAAAUGUAAAUACCAGACAAAUUUGAAUCAUACAUCUUUGUUCAUAUUAUAUUAUUCCCCAAAGUUAUCUUCAGGCCAUAUUACAUUAAUAUGUAUUUUAUAUUUCUGCAGGUAUUAUGCAUUCCCAGUUGGCUUAGAAAAACAGCAAUUAUAAAAAUUAUAUUUAUUACUA
This is a messenger RNA of Phaedon cochleariae (mustard beetle), 684 nucleotides long. NCBI's taxonomy places the organism in Eukaryota, Metazoa, Arthropoda, Insecta, Coleoptera, Chrysomelidae. The record is from the annotation of a GenBank genome assembly.